UAAGCGGCGUUUUUACUUGUAAAGCUAUAUUGUUUUAGCUCUGGUUGCAGCUUUGAUAAAGUUUUGAAGCAUCUUAGUUCAGGAGUAUUCCUUUGUUUCUGCAUUGGUGCCCACGGUGUGCAGAAAGCGAGCAACCAGUGCGCAUGGCACAAGGCAACACGGCUGGACUAAAGUGAAAAUGCAAAUCAUCUGUUAACUGAGGACAUUCAAUAAGAAUGCACGGGGAUGUCCUUUUUUUCCCUCAGCCAAAUGCACAACCUAAAUGUCUCAUUUUAUCUGCUGCCCUUCUUCUACAGUGGUGGGAUGCAGUCGUCUCCGAUUUUUAGCGGAGAGAUCUUUUACCAUAUAGGACGUAAUGUGCCACCGUAACGUCCACAGUAAAGCUGCAGAUCUACACUUCCCCAGACCAAGCACACAUUAGGUCAGAUGACUUCAUGUGUGAGCGGGAAACGGCUUUUCUUGCGGCACAUAAAUUUGUAACAUUCAUCAUUUCCAGCGUCAGUGAAACAUUUUGGUGCAGGGGACCCGGAGGAUCCUACUACUGCUGCUUGCUUGCACUGCACAAAGAAGCGUUCAGCGCGUCCGGUUGGAUUGGAGCUGCAGUGCACUUCACACUAACUGCAUUGCCACAACUGUAAGAGACAUGUAUCCAUCAUGAAACAAUGCGCCGGCAGCUUUUCUUAUGAACUCUUUCGUGGAUCUGCAGACUUCCAUCCACAAGUGGAGCGUUUUUCCAUCAGCUACAGAUAAAAUCACUUCACAACUAAAAUGGGACAACGUGGUGGGCUAAGUGGAGGAAAUGUUGCCUAUAGAAGUGCAGUGAGAGUGCAGGGAAGUGACUUCCAGUGGACACCUGCAGACAAGUGAAUGCCGUCUCCGAUGUGGAGCUUGUCGCUGUCCGACGCGCGCGUGGUGCUGAAAUUUGGAUGAUGCCUGGCCAGCGACUGCAAGGCUGCCGCUCCUUGCACCUCAACGAGGACAACGGCCGCUUCGUGCUGCUCGCCGUCCUCAUCGUACUGUAUCUGCUGUGCGGCGCUGCGGUCUUCUCGGCCAUAGAGAGGCCUUCGGAGCUGCGGGCUCACGGCCGCUGGAACGGGACGCUCCUCAACUUCAGUGAGACCUUCAACAUCAGCCUGCAGGACCUCAACUCCUUUCUGCGGGAGUACGAGGCUGCCAUCGCCGCCGGGAUCCGGGCUGAUGCUCUGAGGCCACGAUGGGAUUUUACAGGGGCUUUUUAUUUUGUUGGAACAGUGGUGUCGACUAUAGGUUUUGGGAUGACAACGCCUGUGACAGUUGCAGGCAAGGUGUUCUUGAUCUUUUAUGGGCUUCUGGGCUGUGCUGCCACCAUCCUCUUCUUUAACCUCUUCCUGGAGCGUAUCAUCACGCUGCUCGCUGUAGUAAUGAAGGCGGUGAGGGAGCGUCGCAUCAGGAAUAGUGGUCUACUCCCGCCAGGCAUCCGCCAUGACUUCUCAGCCUAUUCCCUUCCCGGCUGGAAGCCCUCCGUGUACCACGUGAUGCUGAUUCUCGGCCUGUCAGCCAUUACCAUCUCCUGCUGUGCAUCAGCCAUGUAUACCCCCGUUGAGGGCUGGCCGUACUUAGACUCACUUUACUUCUGCUUUGUCACCUUCAGCACCAUUGGAUUUGGGGAUUUUGUCAGCAGUCAGAGCGCGGCUUACGAAUACCAAAGCCUCUACAGAGUGGCCAAUUUCCUCUUAAUUUUAAUGGGCGUGUGCUGCAUCUACUCGCUCUUCAAUGUCAUCUCUAUUGUCAUCAAGCAGGUGCUCAACUGGAUUCUGGAGAAAAUGAGCUGCUUGUUUUGCCAGCGCUGCAAUAAUGCCAGCGCCCUCCUGGGCAGACGAAAUGCCAUCCGCCCGGGCUCCAAGGCUCGCCAGGGUCGACUUGGCCAGCUGCCCGACUCAGAUGGACCUUGUGAUAGUGAUAAUGAGGGACGCAGACUAUCAGGGGAGAUGAUCUCAAUGAAAGACUUAGCUGCCUCUAACAAGGUGUCGCUGGCCAUCAUGCAGAAGCAGCUGUCUGAGUCGGCCAACGGAUAUCCCAGGACAGUCUGUGGCAGCUCACGCCAUAAUGGUUUCUCUGGGGGGGUUGGCGCCCUCGGUAUCAUGAACAACAGGCUGGCAGAGACAAGUAACUCCAGGUAGAGGACACAGUGAGACAGGAAUUAGGGGAACUCUUGAUUCUCAUACUGUGUAACAAACCCUGAGGUUGAUUGCCAUAGAAAAUACCUAAGGCUUUUAUGAUGGAUUGCCAGUGUAACUUGUUAUGCAUGAUACAUAUAAUUUUCUUGGGAUACUUUUGGUUGAAAUUAAAAGCCUGUUUUCAUAAUACAGGUAAUGAUGGGGAUGGUUCUGGUGAUGAUUUGAUGACGAUGGCAUGAGAGAACCACAUAUUCAACUGCUGAUCUGGAAGCGUUGGGACCACCCAUCACCCAUUACAUUGACCUCAAACCCAACCCAGAACAAAUCACUGAGAUGUCUGCAGAGGUCUGUUACAGUAUAUGCUCAAUAUAUCAGACUUAUACAAGUGAAGUGCUGUUAGCGGAAGCAUACGGUGCAAUCUUCAACGUGUUGGGCUUUUGUCAUUUUCUUUGAAUGUAUAUAUGGACUGCUGUCAUUAACAAGACAAGUGUUUUCACUGAAUGACAUAGCACAUACUGAUCUAUGCAUUAUACUUCUCAUGCAUUUUUUGCACCAUUUCUACAGCUUCCAUUAAUUGUGCAAACCCCAUUUCUUUCUUGAGAGUCAAGUUGUACCCUCAGGUGAUUGAUUUCCUUUCUGUGGGCAAGUGUGGGAAGUAUAUGUAGCUGACUCCAACAGGCCUGUAGAGAGUAAUUUCCUGUUGCUGAAGAUGGAGAAAAGAGCAGAGUUGAGUGAAGAAUGAAAAUGCAUUUCUGGUGGAGGGGAACUGGCCUUCUUAUCAGCUCAGAAAAUGCUUGGGCGGCCAAAGACUUUGACUUGAAAGGUAAAAGAAGGCAUUACUUCCUCUCUCUUCUUUAUCAAGCUUAUAGCUGUCUGUGAGGAAAACAAAUGAUAAAGGCUUGCAAUUUAUGAAUAACUAUUUGAAUGCCAAAUGUAGUAAUGUAAAUGAUAAGUACUUUUUUAGUUAGUUUGAAGUGAAAAAUGAGGGAGAGGAGGUCGAAUAUGGAUGGUGCGAUCCUGUAGGCACAUUGUGUUAACUACAGAUUGAAAGUAACCUGGUCAAGCUCAGAUGCUGGAGUGGAAGACAAAACCCAAAAGAAUCUUCUCACUUGAAUUAUUUAUGUUUUGGGGAGAUUUUCUGUUUUCAUGCAGGAAGAUUGACUUUUUUGCAGAUGCAUGGCUCUCUCUGUGGAACAAAGCAUGAUACUAAGACCCUCGGAGGUUGAUUUUCCUCAAUUUCAGAGUAGAUGUGUAGCCGAGGUUUAAUGGAUGGAGGGUAUUUGCGCAGGAUGCUGUGCUACCCUGUCAGGCCACACGAUCAAUAUUCUUUGGGCCGGCAACUAUCAGGGCACUUGUGAUUUAAAGCCCUGUGAUGUGUGUUUGAUGUUCGGAAACAGUGAGAAAGAGAAGGAGAUGUUGAUAGUUAACUUGUCCAGGAGACGGUGAUGUAGGUAGUGAACUAGAUAGAGGGGUUGGGGACAAUAGUAGAGGUACAGGAGGGGAUGUAAAAUUCAUGCCCAAUCCAAAUAAAUGGCACUCUCAGCCAAGGGCUCAACUUUUCCUGGCGUCGAUCUUCAAGAUCUAAUAUCCUCCCAGGCCUCUCACCUCUUUUUUCUCUGUCAUCUGUGCAUUCACUUUACACACACUGCACCAAACCCUCCUGCCUGCUCUUUCACACAGAUCUCGGCUCUCUCCUCACCCUCACACUCAUCCCCUUUACACUGUGAAUACGAUGAGACAUGCAAUAAAUGUGUGUGUGUAUAUAUAUAUAUAAAUAUAUAUACAGUAUAUACACACACAUUGCAUUGACAUGUCUUAAAAAGCGUUUUUUACAAUAAGGCGUGAAUUGGAUCUGUCCUUAGUUGAUUUUCAUCCGGUAAUAAUUUCCUUUGCUCCCCAAUCUCAACAAGAGAAAUAGAGAAAAUGACUCAGGUAGUUAAAUCUUCAGGCUUGUCAUAGUUUUUAAGUUUUUCCUGCAUGCUAUUAUGGUUAAGCCAUACAAGAUAGCUGUAUAUAUAUAACAGAGGACUCUUUAAAGUCUAUUUUUCUACAUAUAGCUAUCAAAAAUCUUCAUGUGAAUGAUUGAAUAGGUCAAAGUCUCUCUUACCCGGUCAGCAGAUUGAUAAGACGCACCAUGCCGAACUUAAAUACCCUCUAGAAACUAUGGUUACAAAGUGGACACAGGUUUUCCAGGUGUUAAAGAGUAGUUUGAUAUUUUGAGAAAUAUGCAUACCGGUAUUGCUUUCUUGCAGAAAGUUAGAUGAGUAGAUUGAUACCACUCUCUUGAAGCCUGGGGGGAGGGGGUCUGUCUGUUGCCUCACUGUUUAGCAGUGACAUUGCAGGCAUAGAAAAGUGUCAAACCCUGGGACAUUUGAGCGGGAGUAAGGGCAUGCUGCAGCUAAUGACAUACUGUGGUAUGCAUUCAAUGGUGUUCCCCUGCUGUCAUAUACCGUGGUGGAGGUUCUGCUGGCACUUCUCUAGAAUAAUGAUUCCUGGUCCUAAAUUAUGUUGUAUGUGAAUCUUCCUUUUCCCUCUGAGGCUUGAGGUUACAAUAGAACAGGUUUCAGGAUUGCUCGCAGAUUUAUAAAAGCCUUUGUAGCCGUUAGGGUUUAACUGCAUUGUAUCUUUACCUAACCCUCGACUAGGAGCAUGUGUUUAUGUAUGCAUUUGUCCAAAUUGGUGUGUAAAGGACUGAAAAUGAGAAAUAAAAGACUAUGAUUUGUUAUCUUAAAUGCUUCUCUAAACAUGAGUCCCCCAGAAGAUAUUCAACUUAAUAUAAUAUACCAUUAAAUUGUUGUUUCCUUAAGCCUGGAACACAUCAAAUUUUCUUAGACAUUGAAUAUAGUAUUUAGAGUAAUGUUUGCUCACCUAAAAGGCAUGCGUGGCUUGAAAUCAAUUGCCUUACUUAAGUCCUUGCAUAUUACAAAAUGGUUCCUUAUUAUGAAGAUUAUAGUGUUUAGAGCUUGUGUGAUGUACUAUAUAAACAUUUUGCAUUUUGCAAAAUUGAUCUCCAUUGAUUUCAAUGGUUUUAACUGCCCCGCUGUCCCCUGUAUCUUCUGUAAGAAGAGACAGUUGGUCUUAGGAUUUGCUGAAUGUUUAUGUUUGUUAUCAACAGAAAUGCCUCUUAAAUGUGAUAUCACAGAUUUUUCUUUCUAGUGUAUUUAAAUCCUUUCAUGUUCUUGUCAAACACAAAUUUAGAUUGAAAUGAUGCAAAGUUUUCAAGCCCACACUAUUACAUUAGAACAUAAUAUGGGUGAAUUAGCAGACUUGGAUCACAGCGCUGCAUGAUUCGCAGUAAAGUUGUUAGCAUUAAUUUAAUCUUGAAUUGUUAAUAACAACCCUGCUUCUGUUUAUUCCAGUCAACACAUAUUGUACUGUAGUGACACUGGAAAAUGUACCCUGUAGUAUAGUCCCAUUAAAAUGUCAUGCUCCACAGCCAUUACAAGGCUCAUAAUAAAUGUGUUUGAAAUAAGCAGAGACUGGAGAUGUGGUUAGUGUUAAUCUUGAACGCUGUCUAUGGUAAUGGUAUAUUAUUAUUUAUUCAGCAAAGCUAUUCUUUCUUUGUGAUCAGAGUAUAUACAGUGCUGUGUUUGCUCCAGUUUCCUCUGAAGAAGAAUGCGUGAAAGCUUUUAUAUACUGAGACUGUUAAAGCCGCUUAUUUCAGGAACACAAUGUAUUUACAUGCAUUUGGUUGGAGCACAAGCGGUAAACAGCUGAGUAGUUCAGUGACAGAAUGAUGUUUAACAAGAGUGAAAUUGUUGGCUUUGAUUUGGAGCUUGAUUUCCAAAUUUGCAGGAUGAAAGCCCGCCUGAUGUCUUUUUUAUGAUCAAUGAUGGUAUGGAGCCACAAACUACAUUAAAACAUCAAUUUAAAAACAAUUUCAGGUGCCUGUGAUCCACAGUUAUGUUGACCUUUGGCUUUAUCGACAUAAUUAUACACCGUGUGUCUCAUGUUGCUUGCAGUGUGGUGUAACAUCCAGUUAAUGUAUGCAAAUUCCUUCUGUUUGCAAGUUGCACAUUUAUACCAAUGAUUGUACUUUUAUAUUUAUAUAAUUAAAGUAAAACCUAUGAAACAAAAA
Molecule: messenger RNA, 6234 nt
Organism: Etheostoma cragini (Arkansas darter)
Lineage: Eukaryota; Metazoa; Chordata; Actinopteri; Perciformes; Percidae
Gene: kcnk12
Product: potassium channel, subfamily K, member 12
Exons: 2
Coding region: 927-2159 (410 amino acids)
Biological process (GO): potassium ion transmembrane transport; stabilization of membrane potential
Cellular component (GO): membrane
Molecular function (GO): potassium ion leak channel activity
Source: RefSeq, a predicted model, not a curated record